AUGCCUCCGACCUCUCCUGGAUCCCUGCUGCACGAAAGGCCGAGGAGGAGCUUUGUCGCCGCAUCUUUGGCGACGACGUGGUGGACUCUUUGGAGAUCAGCUGACUUCUCUGACAGCAGCUGGUGGGACGGGAUACCAGCAUCUCAGACAUGUCUUCAGGGGGAAAAGUCGUUCCAAGCUGUUUGCAGAUGUUUGAACUAUGCCCAUGGGUGGGUGCCAGAUGGCAUCAGACAGCAGGAAGGGAGCCAGCUGUGUUUUCCGCAGCCUUUCGGCUCCCGCAAUGCAGACGCCUCUGACGCCGCGCCGCCUCGUGAGGCUGACCCUGAGGAUGUUCCCAGUGGCCACAACCGCAGCUAUGGUGCCGUGAAGUCCCGGUCGGCAUGGGAAAUACGAGGGGAGCCAUGGGACCUCUUCGUUGAGGCCGGCGUAUCUGCCGGACGUCAGCUCUUUGCCUUGGUGUUCAUCCUGGUGCAAGUGCUUGGGCCGCACAGCCACGAGAACGUGAUGAACUGCGACCCUGUGAGGUGCGGAUGGUACUUGUCCAUCUUCUGCGAGUACACAAAGGCCUAUGUGCGCUGCUUCCCGCUGCUAGCGAUGGCUGUGUCCCUUAUGGUGGCGACUCGAAUGGUGUUAAACCACCGCAUCUACUACCAACUCCUCAAGCACGACCUGCUCAUCAGCUUUGACAAAUCAAACCAUGCCUCCGAGGAUCCUCUCUUUCGUCUGCUGCUCUGGUGCUUUGCAAAUGCGUUCCCCCAUUUCAUCAUCAACAUCUGGUUGGCGCACCGCGAAGCUUUCCACCUGGUGAAGCUGGGAGAUUUGGCGAGCAGUGCGCAGAAACUGAUGGCCGCCAACGUGCUGCACGAUGCGCACCAGGUGGCCGUGUUUUAUUUCGUGCCAGCGAUUGUCUUCCUGCUCUUUCUUUUCAGUUCUUACGACACGGAGGCCUUGUUGUUGCCACUCAGCAAGUUCUUCGAGGAUGAUUUCGAAGCUUCACGGACAGCCUUGAAGAGGGUCCGCUUCAUGCGCGAAAGCGACGUAGCUGCCAGGGUGCAGAAGGGAUUGCAGCUCAAGGGUGGCGAUGGGGCCACGGUUGUGGAUGCCUUCCAAGAGCUUGCGGAUGCUGCGGCGACCGAUGCACCAGCCGUGGUCGCCCGAACCAGCCGCUUGCAGCGAGCCGACAAACAGGGCCGGGAAGAAGCAAGGCUGCGUGUGACCUGGACGAUGUGGCCGGCACGUUUGCUCCUCGAUCCUCGGCUCUCGGACAAGGACACUGUCAUCUUCCGCUGCUUGUGGCACGCUUUCUUGGCUGUGAUCGGGCUGCUAAUGCUCGUGGUGUUCUACUGUCUCUCCUGCCAGGUGCUGAAGGAUUUCGGAGACGUCUGGAGUGGGCAGCUGCCGGAUUUGGCUGGGAUUCUCGUGGAGUUGGGGCACUUUGGAAUUGCCGCGUAUUUGUGCCUUAUGCUCUUCCGCCACUCUCUGGUGAAUGAGGCUUUGAGGUGA
Messenger RNA from Symbiodinium sp. CCMP2592, 1503 nucleotides. The record is from the annotation of a GenBank genome assembly. NCBI's taxonomy places the organism in Eukaryota, Dinophyceae, Suessiales, Symbiodiniaceae.